This is a messenger RNA of Musa acuminata AAA Group (dessert banana), 1177 nucleotides long. RefSeq names its product transcription factor MYBS3-like. Gene Ontology annotation, biological process: response to gibberellin; response to ethylene. The coding region runs from base 81 to 1061 and encodes 326 amino acids. The record is from RefSeq and is a predicted model, not a curated record. The transcript has 3 exons. Gene Ontology annotation, molecular function: DNA binding. Lineage: Eukaryota; Viridiplantae; Streptophyta; Magnoliopsida; Zingiberales; Musaceae.
CAACCCGAUCUGCUGCUUUAGGGAUCGAGACCGGUGGCGGAGGACGAGGCAGAGGCCGCGGACCUUCGACCGAGCGAGAGAUGACCAGAAGGUGCUCACACUGCAGCCACGAUGGGCACAACUCGAGGACGUGUCCCGACCGGGGACUGAUGUUGUUUGGGGUCCGGCUCACCGGUGGGACGAUCCGGAAGAGCGCCAGCAUGGGGAAUCUCCCUCUCGCCUCUGGAUCCAUCCGGAAGAGUGCCAGCAUGGGGAAUCUCCUCCUCGCCUCUGGAUCCGGUGGCGGCGCGUCGCCCCCCGACGGGCAUGAGCCGGCCGCUGCAGCCGAUGGAUACGCUUCGGAGGAUUUGGGCCAGGGGCCGUCAUUGAGCGCCCGCGAGCGCAAGAAAGGUACUCCAUGGACAGAAGAAGAGCAUAGGAGGUUUCUGCUUGGCUUGAAAAAGCUUGGCAAAGGUGAUUGGCGUGGGAUAUCCCGCAACUAUGUGAUAUCAAGAACACCUACUCAAGUGGCUAGCCAUGCUCAAAAGUACUUUAUUCGCCAAACCAAUAUGAAUAGAAGAAAGAGAAGAUCAAGUCUAUUUGAUAUGGUGCCUGAUGAGCCUGUUGAACCUCAAUCCAUUCCAGUGAAUUGCCAAGAAACAGAGACUCAGAACAAAAAUAUACACCAAGUAGCUCCAGUGUUGGAUGAAGAGUGCAAACCGGUGGAGGACGCUAACAACAAAGUUGCUGGAGGGGCGAAAGAGCAACAACCAGAAAUUGCACACUGCAGUUACCCACUGCCGCUUCCUGCUUAUUUUCCACCGUUUGUGCCAUUUUCGUUCUGCGUAUGGCCAGGUUAUGCAGCAGAUACUUCAGAGCGGCAAGCUUACGAGAUCAUUAGGCCAACUGCAAUACACACAAAGAAUCCCAUAAAGGUCGAUGAUGUCGUGGGCAUGUCAAAACUGAGCUUAAAAGAGCAACUGGGAGAAACAGCAUCUGCGCCAUUGACAUUGGACUUAUUGGGAGGGUCAAACAGGCAAUCUGCUUUUCAUUCUAAUCCACCCACCAGGGCUCACUCAUGAUAAACUUUAUGAUAUGAUAAGCCUCAACCUUUUUCUUGUUAAUAGAAAGGUGAAACUGACCGAGUCAUGGACAACUCUUACAGUUCAGUUAGGUUUAUGAAUAUGUCUCAUUUUCA